CCUCAGCUGUGCCGCCGCGUCAUAUCUUCCAACACAGUCCGAACUUCCUCGCAUGCCUCUCCGGGCGGCCCAUCCACUAUAGCUGCUCAUAUCCAAUGAGCAUUUUUCACCGGGCGCCACCGGAAACCUUCCCGCGGCUCAUUGUGGAGAGAACAAGCAGAGCUGGGCGUCAUGAAUUAAAGAAAAGCCUGCAUUUGCAAAUCUGAUCACCAAACCCCGCUGCAAGUGUGGUGUGGUUGGACCAGCGGCAGCAGAGCUGUUGCAGUGGAGAUGGUUUUGGACCCGGGUGAGGACUGUAUGGAUCGGACGGACGUCGACGGGGUUGGAGGGAGCAGCAGCACCACAGACCUGACGGGUCCAGAACCAAGACCGGACCCUCGCAAAACCACCACAACCGACAGCACCGGACUAGAAAACACCAGCCCAGAGCCUCCCAUAACCAACAGCACCAGACUAGAAAACACCAGCCCAGAGCCUCCCAAAACCACCAACAACAACAGCACCAGACUAGAAAACACCAAACCAGAGCCUCCCAAAACCAACAGCACCGGACUAGAAAACACCAAACCGGAUGCCCCCAAAACCACCACCAAUACCAGACUAGAAAACACCAGCCCAGAGCUUCCCAUAACCAACAGCACCGGACUAGAAAACACCAAACCGGAUGCCCCCAAAACCACCACCAACAGCACCCCCACUAAAACAGAAGAGACCAGGCCUGACACUACCAAAACCGCCAAAAGAACAGAGGAACCAACAGCGGAUCCUCCCACCACCACCAACACUAGGCUCCACGCCAGGACAAGCCGUGUCACUAAGAGGGAGCGGGUAUCCAACUCCCACAAUGGACCCCAGCCUCAACCUCAGUCGUUGGUGGCAGAUGUCAGCCUUACCCCCAGCCCUAGGUCCAGUGUUGGCUCCUCUACCAACUCCUAUCGCUCAGUUUUACCAUUCGAUGGACCGGUUGUCUCUCUGCGGCGGGACGUCACCGUGGCAACGGCCUCGUCUCGGAAUAAGGUGGCGACCAGACCCGCUCUCCACCGGCCCCUCAGCCUGGACGUGACGCCUCUGCGCCUCCGUGGCUCCGAGCCCGCUCUGGACCGUGGGGUCCUACAACCCCCCUGGCGCAGCGCUGGGGGUCCCUCCACUGCCCCCUCGCCCCCAGCACGCUCCCUCACCAGCCCCAGCCUGGGCCCCGGAGGCUGGAUGCGCCGCAGCGAGAGCACCUGUACCGUCAACAACUCCUCAAUGGGCCUCCGGGCCACCAGGGGGCGUAUGCGUCCAGCCACCUCCCUUCCCCACAUUGCCCGGGGGUUUGGAGGGGCCUCCCCGCUGCCCUUGCCCUCCACACCACGAGGCCCCUGUCUCCUUGUGGCCCUAAGACCCAUUAACCUAGACCAGGAGAGGCAGGCCUUCUUCCAGUCCGACUAUAAAUACGACCCCCAGUUUGAGUACUCGACCCCGGAGCCCAGCGCUGUGCUGGAGAAAUACAAAGAUGGAUCUGACCUCUUCCUUGCACAGGCUGUUGGGAUUAUGGAGUGUAUUCUGAGGAAGUUUGGUAACUAUGAGAACUUUGAGGAAGUGACGGGAGGAAGUAUUUUACCAAAGAGUCGAGUCUGGGCUGCUGCACGCAAGUACCUGCAGAAGGAGAACUGUGUAGGAGAGGUGGUGGUGUGUCUGUCUGAUGAGCUGCUGUCCCAGGCGGUGAUGAUGGUGGAGAGUUGUCGUCCCACUCUGACUAUCAACCUGUCUGGAGCACGACAACACUGGCUGGAGGGCAUGCUCAGGCAUGAGAUAGGAACCCACUACCUUCGAGGUGUGAACAACAACCUCCAGCCCUGGUCUACUUCCGCAGGCAGGAAGCAGUAUGGCCUCAAACCGGCCAAUCCCACGGAAGAAGGCCUGGCCAGCCUGCACAGUGUGUUGCUACGGAAACAGCCCUACCUGUGGCGCGCCGCUCUGCUCUACUAUACGGUGUAUCACGCCACCAGGAUGGGCUUCAGCCAGCUCUUCAGCCACAUCGCUCAGUUCGUCCAGGAUCCCGCGGUGCGCUGGGAGUACUGCCUCAGAGCCAAGAGGGGACAGACGGACACCUCGGAGCCUGGCUGUUUCAGUAAAGAUCAGGUGUACCUGGACGGAAUCCUCAGGAUUCUACGACAUCGGAGGAACAUCGACUUCAAGAUGCUGACCUCGCUAGGCAAGGUGUCGUUUGAGGACGUAGAAAGGCUACGGCACAUCGCUGUCCUGCGCCGGACCAGAAUCCCUCACUUCAUGCAGGACCAGGAGAAAUACCUUCAGAAUCUGGACCACAUUGUCACGGUCAACGAACUGAGCGACGCUCAGCUUAGAGAACUCCUUCCCUGACCGACCGACCUUCAGCUGAGCGUCGCAGUAGAUCACCUGCUGGGCGUCAACAAAGGUGGCGAUUCAACAUGUAGAAUGGUCGGGAAAUGAAUAGAAAAUCGCGGAUGAUGUUCGGUGGUCAGAGGUGUUAAGAAUGGUCACCUGCUGCUAAUUACCUCUGGUCAGCGUGGUCUGUUUUCCCCUUGACUGACUGACCCCCUCUGGUCUAGACUGGCCAUCCAUCCUUGACUGACCCCCUCUGGUCUAGACUGGCCACCCAUCCUUGACUGACUCCCUCUGGUCUAAACUGGCCAUCCCAUCCUUGACUGACUCCCUCUGGUCUAGACUGGCCAUCCCAUCCUUGACUGACUCCCUCUGGUCUAGACUGGCCAUCCCAUCCUUGACUGACCCCCUCUGGUCUAGACUGGCCAUCCCAUCCUUGACUGACUCCCUCUGGUCUAGACUGGCCAUCCCAUCCUUGACUGACUCCCUCUGGUCUAGACUGGCCAUCCCAUCCUUGACUGACUCCCUCUGGUCUAGACUGGCCACCCAUCCUUGACUGACUCCCUCUGGUCUAGACUGGCCAUCCCAUCCUUGACUGACUGACCCCUCUGGUCUAGACUGGCCAUCCCAUCCUUGACUGACUGACCCCUCUGGUCUAGACUGGCCAUCCCAUCCUUGACUGACUCCCUCUGGUCUAGACUGGCCAUCCCAUCCUUGACUGACUGACCCCUCUGGUCUAGACUGGCCAUCCCAUCCUUGACUGACUCCCUCUGGUCUAGACUGACCCUAAUCCUCCCAAGUGUCAUUCAUCACUGCUGUUGGAAAGCCCUGGAAAUGAAGGCCAGUGUCCGACAGACAGAGUGUGUGGAACGAACAGAUCAACACUCAGAUCAUAUCUACUACGAUUGGAUCAUAUUCACUAUGGCUGGGGCCUAAACAGCAACCUAUUCUCUGUAUAGAGCCCUAUGGACCUUGUUCAACAGUAGUGCACUACCCUAUGGGCCCUGGUCAACAGUAGUGCACUAACCUAUUGGACCCUGGUCAACAGUAGUGCACUACCCUAUUGGACCUUGGUCAACAGUAGUGCACUACCCUAUGGACCUUGGUCAACAGUAGUGCACUACCCUAUGGACCCUGGUCAACAGUAGUGCACUACCCUAUGGACCCUGGUCAACAGUAGUGCACUACCCUAUGGACCCUGGUCAACAGUAGUGCACUACCCUAUGGACCCUGGUCAACAGUAGUGCACUACCCUAUGGACCCCGGUCCAAAGUAGUGCACUAUAAAGGGAACAGGCUGCCAUGUGGGAUGCAUCCUAUAUCAUGGUCAUACAGUCCAACAGGUCAGUGGAUUGUUGUGAUGACAGCAGUCCUGCAGGGAAACAGAACAGUUCUUCUGAUACCUGGAUGACGUCUCCCAACCCCCUGGAUGAUGUCUACCUUGGGGUUCAUAUUCAACCCCCUGGAUGAUGUCUACCAACCCCCUGGAUGAUGUCUACCUGGGGUUCAUAUUCAACCCCCUGGAUGAUGUCUACCUGGGGUUCAUAUUCAACCCCCUGGAUGAUGUCUACCAACCCCCUGGAUGAUGUCUACCUGGGGUUCAUAUUCAACCCCCUGGAUGAUGUCAACCAACCCCCUGGAUGAUGUCUACCUGGGGUUCAUAUUCAACCCCCUGGAUGAUGUCUACCUUGGGGUUCAUAUUCAACCCUCUGGAUGAUGUCUACCAACCCUCUGGAUGAUGUCUACCUGGGGGUUCAUAUUCAACCCCCUGGAUGAUGUCUACCUGGGGUUCAUAUUCAACCCCUGGAUGAUGUCUACCUUGGGGUUCAUAUUCAACCCCCUGGAUGAUGUCUACCAACCCCCUGGAUGAUGUCUACCAACCCUCUGUUUGAAAUGAAUUGUUUUUUAGUCAAAUAUAUGUGUUGUGGCUUCUUGUGGUCAAUUUGCAGUCUAUAAAUAAUUUCUAAUGAUGUUUUCCAAACCUCUGAACAUCUGCUGAAGAAUGUAAAAAUGGUUCUGUGGCUGAAUCUAGGUGAUGUUCCCCUGCUGUAACCACCAGCUAACCUGGCUACAAGGUUGAGCUCAGUUCAGGAAGUACACUGAAAUUCCAAUUCUCUUCAAUAAAAGAACAUUUGGAAUUUGGUUUACUUUCUCUAUUGACUGGAAUUGAAAUGGAAUUGAGCCCAACCCUGUCUGGCUGUAUCAUAUAAAAUACCCACUGGCCAAAAACUGGUUGAAUCAACGUUAUUACAGCAUUCCAACCAAAAGCAAAUGAUCUGCGAUGAAAUUCAAUCAAUGUGGAAAACUGAUUGGAUGAGAAAGUUAUCAACCAAUGGGAAUUUAGUCUAUUUUACACCCAUCUUUUAACCUAAAUCCAAUGUCAAUGGGAAUUUAGUCUAUUUUACACCCAUCUUUUAACCUAAAUCCAAUGUCAUUGUGACAUUUUUUGUUAAUUUAACAUUGGAUUCAUGUUAGUUGACAACUCAACCAAAUGUAAAUCAAAACUAGACACUGAACUGAUGUCUGUGCCCAGUGGGUACAUAGCCUACAUUAUACCACUGCAGCCCAGGUCUGUAAAACUGUGCUUCUGCUUCUUACACCUCUGGAAACAACCACAGGGUCAUGUCAUGGCAUUUGUAAGUUAUUUCAUGUCUGUUUUUAUUUUCAGGACAAAAACAAUGAAUGUCUAUGGUAUUAGUUCUGUAUCUCCUUUUUGUGGAGCUGAUUGUUUUAAGCGUUUAGCUUUGCUAAAAAGAACAACAAGGAGCACUCAGUUCUAUUCCAGAACACAGGUAAAGAACACCAAGGAGCACUCAGUUCUAUUCCAGAACACACGUAAAGAACACCAAGGAGCACUCAGUUCUAUUCCAGAACACAGGUAAAGAACACCAAGGAGCACUCAGUUCUAUCCCAGAACACAGGUAAAGAACACUAAGGAGCACUCAGUUCUAUCCCAGAACACAGGUAAAGAACACCAAGGAGCACUCAGUUCUAUCCCAGAACACAGGUAAAGAACACCAAGGAGCACUCAGUUCUAUCCCAGAACACAGGUAAAGAACACCAAGGAGCACUCAGUUCUAUCCCAGAACACAGGUAAAGAACACCAAGGAUUUAUUUUCCAAAAACCAGGUAAAGAAGACUAAAACUAUUGAGAGCCAAUAGACUCAUUCUGACUGGUCUGAAUGUUCACUUAAAAUAAAUCUUCCCUGGUAUUAGUUUCUACCACCAUUUAACAACACAUAUCUUAUUGUGUGGUUAAAUCAGACCCAGUUCUGAUUGUUAUUUUGUUGUGUUGAGCGAGAGCUCCCUUGGUGGGCUUCAAGCUCCCUUGAUAUCAGCGCUACUGUAUUAAUGUGAUGUGACUGAGCUGAAGGCCUGAGCUUCCCUUGCCUCCGCCUCACAUGGGAUCCUUUGUCUUCUAUGCCAGGUCCAUGGACGUUAUAGACCGCGUUCCCCUGCUCAGACAUUGCUGGACCAAUGGUUGAGUGCCACUUCAUUGACUGUGCUGUCGGGCACCAAACCGAUAUAACAUGAUGUGGUUAUCUGAUCGGUUAAACACCUAUCCAGGCGUUGUAAGAUCUGGAAUGCAUCAGCAACAUCUGGCCAGAGGAACACACCCAUAUAUAAAACGACAGGCCUCUGAGAUACGCUACUAUGGCAACCUUAAUUCAUACUGUCAGGCAGCCAAAGCUGACUAAUCACAGCAGCUUCCUCCUUUCCUAUGUUUGACAGGGAAUGUGCGUGAUUGGCUGUAGAGAAGAAAGGUGGUGUUGUGGGCGUGCCUUAGAUGGGUUUUCGAAUAGAACUCACCUGGGAUGCGUUCAGCAGGACACGACGUUGUGGAAUUGUGUCAGCUCUAUUCAUAGCAUUUCUCUCUGCAGUGUUCAGUGUAUUACAACCUGCUGAACGCAGCCCUGCUGAAGUUAGACUUCUGUAGACUGCAUUUUAAUCAUCACUCUUUUAUCAUUUGUAUUGCAUGAAUGUUGCACAUUUUAUGUUCUGGAAAUAAUCUGGGAUUCACAGAUUAUUUAUUAAAAACAACACAUUAAAACUGA
Molecule: messenger RNA, 6400 nt
Organism: Oncorhynchus kisutch (coho salmon)
Lineage: Eukaryota; Metazoa; Chordata; Actinopteri; Salmoniformes; Salmonidae
Exons: 7
Coding region: 271-2364 (697 amino acids)
Source: RefSeq, a predicted model, not a curated record